Molecule: messenger RNA, 2230 nt
Organism: Pararge aegeria (speckled wood butterfly)
Lineage: Eukaryota; Metazoa; Arthropoda; Insecta; Lepidoptera; Nymphalidae
Product: G-protein coupled receptor moody-like
Exons: 3
Coding region: 135-1391 (418 amino acids)
Biological process (GO): G protein-coupled receptor signaling pathway
Cellular component (GO): membrane
Molecular function (GO): G protein-coupled receptor activity
Source: RefSeq, a predicted model, not a curated record
GAUAUCCAAAACUGAGUCAUUCCGGGAAAUGAUUCUCGGAAAAAGAAUCACCGCAGUGAUGUUUAUAGCAAACAAUCAUUUGUAGUGGAAUAACUGUGUAUGAAUGACGUGCGAAGUGCAAUUUUCGGUUUAAAAUGGAAUCCAUUCCAAAUGUGUUGAUGAACAGUAGUGUAGUGACGGCGCUCUCUGACCCUGAUCUGGCGGCGAUCGAGCUUUUUAAAGGAUAUCCAGAUGGACUGCUGGAGUUUGCGACGGCCUGCUGCGUUAUCUUCAUGCUGAUUGGCAUCCCUGGGAAUGUUAUCACUAUCAUCGCAUUGAUCCGCUAUGAAAAAGUGCGCAACGCAACUGCAAUAUUCAUUAUAAACUUGUCAUGCUCGGAUCUGUUGUUUUGCUGCUUCAACUUGCCACUCGCUGGUUUGACAUUUUACAAACGUUCCUGGGCCCAUGGCCAGCUUCUCUGCCGCCUCUUCCCGCUGGCAAGAUACGCCUUAGUUGCCGUAUCACUCUUUACUGUACUUGCUAUCACUGUGAACAGAUAUGUAAUGAUUGCUCAUCCAAAAUUGUACCCUAAGUUAUACAAAAAUCGAAACAUAGCAAUAAUGCUUAUCACUAUCUGGGCAGUUUCAUUUGGAGUAGUAACGCCAACAUGGUUUGAGAAAUGGGGCGUGUUUGGAUUAGAUACGAGCAUCGGAUCCUGUUCAAUACUUUGUGAUGAAAGAGGAAGAUCCCCGAAAAAGUCGCUGUUCUUAACUGCAUUUAUACUACCAUGUGUAGCGAUAAUACUCUGCUAUGCGCGAAUAUUCUUCAUAGUUCGCAAAGCGACAAUGAAAUCUUUGAACCAUGUGAAAAAGGUUUCAUCAACUCCAGAAGAAUCUUUAUCAUCGACAGCAUCCGCCCGAGUAACAACUGAUAAUACCAGUAGCUAUAAUAUAGAACAAAUUAAAAAUGCUCACGUUUCAUAUUCGUGUAAUGGUGCUUCGUCAUUGCCUCGUGUCGCUACAUUCUCGGCUGACACAAAGGAAGAAAUCGUCAGGCAUCCUGAUGAUAUACAUAACGAACCAGUAAGACUGCGAAGAUCUAAUUUAAGGAAGUCAAUGGCACUUCUGAGGAUAACGCUCCCUUCUAGAAAAGAUAGAAGACUGGGCACAAUGAUCAUUGCUAUAAUGAUAUCUUUUUGCAUAUGCCAUUUACCCAUCACAAUUACUAAGGUUUUGCGAGAACUGAAUCCCUACCCGGCAUCUAAUAUUGCAUCGUAUAUCCUCCUAUAUUUAUCGUCUAGUAUAAAUCCUGUUAUUUACGUGUUAAUGUCAAGCGAAUACCGAAAAGCUUAUAAAAAUCUAUUUAGGCGAAGAAACAAAGUGAAUAAAAUGUCAGUCAGAAAUAAUAGAUAACUAUACUUUGUAACAAAUAGCGUAGUUUAACGCACUGGAAACUGUUUCUAAUUUUAAUACUCGUGUUAAUGUUUAGCUUUUCUCGAAUGAGCUCUGACCCUUUUGUAUGAUUGCGAAUUUUGUGUGAGUGUAAAUUGUUUUGUAAAUAUAGUUAUAAAUAGGAAUUGUAAAUCUAAAUAGCAUGAACUCGUAGCUGCAUUAUAUACCAAUGAGCAAUUUGAUUUGCGACCAUAAAGACAAAUCGUUCUUCCGCUAAUUUAUUUUUCUUUUGUACUACAGUGAAGUGUUUCACUGUUGUAACAUCGAUAUUAUUUUCUGUAAGCAAGCUGUAUUAAAAAAAUCAUGUAUAAUUAUGAAUAACUAAUGUACUAAUUUACGAUUCAAGAUUUGAAAAAUGGUUUUGUUACCAAGAACCUCCUGAACGCACUGCAUCCGUGCAUUAUACGAAAAUUUAGAAUAAAGUAAUGUAAAUAAAGUAAAAGUAUAUAAAUGUGUUAGGUCUGACUGAUUGUUUUCUUAGUGUAAUUUUAGAAAUAUUUAGAUUCUUAUUAUUCCUAGUCCAGGUGGAAUUAAUUGUACGAUAGAAUUUUAAUGUAAUUUUAUUCUCAGAUUAGCAUACGAGUAGAUAUAUUUAAGAAUUAUGUAUUGUACAAUUAUUAUCUGCGUGCAUCUUUACAGUGAAUGUAAUAUUUUGAUUGCUAAUUCCUUCGCAGUUUUUAUUUAUAAAGUAUAAUUGUAGUCGCCUGUAAACGUAAACUAAAACACAUCAAGUUUUACAUCAAGGUGACUUCUAAAUGGUUGUUUAAAAAAUAAAACUUAACUAAUAAUAUUAGUUACUG